Brettanomyces bruxellensis is the source of this 549-nucleotide messenger RNA. RefSeq lists its product as uncharacterized. Bases 1 to 549 code for a protein of 182 amino acids. NCBI's taxonomy places the organism in Eukaryota, Fungi, Ascomycota, Pichiomycetes, Pichiales, Pichiaceae. The record is from RefSeq and is a predicted model, not a curated record. Gene Ontology annotation, biological process: protein folding. Gene Ontology annotation, cellular component: endoplasmic reticulum membrane. The transcript has a single exon.
AUGUAUGCAACCUCUUCCUGGGCAUUAUUAUACUCCGGAAUAUGCGGAUUCGGAAUAUGGGAAGAUGGCUCCAGAAAGUCAAUUUUCUCGCUUUCAAUAUCGUCAUUUGCGAUCUUCAUGAUCAACUAUGUUGUGGCAAUUCUCACAUUUAGAGGUGCCGGAUCGUUCAUUGGUCCGUCUCAGACUACAAUUCUAUUUGUGUUCACCUUCAUUCUCAACCCAUUACUCAUUCUUUUCUGGUUCUGCUCACAGAUGGUGAUCUGCUUUGUGAUGCUAGUUGUUAAUCGGUGGGCAAUUGGCUCUUUACUGUUAACGGCGAUGUUUUUUAUUGCCUCACAAUUCAUGCUAUAUGGAGUCAGCGAACGGAUAUGCGAGGGUCUGAAUCAUUAUGCAGAUGGAUUACUUUUCUGCACUCUUGGAUUCAUGUUUUGCCUCAUGAUGCUUUACAAGUACUGGGAGAUCAUAACAUUUGACGAUGAUGAGUACUACAGAAAUACUCAAGUUGUUCCUGGAAUGGGCUCUGAGAAAGAAACAUCGGAGUAUUGUUAG